CUCCGGCGGUAGUGUUGAUGUAUUUGAGUUGCUGCUGCUUCUGCGACUGAGGGAACCGUAGACAGAAGGAUGGUGUGCGAAAAAUGUGAAAAGAAACUUGGUACUGUUAUCACUCCAGAUACAUGGAAAGAUGGUGCAAGGAAUACCACAGAAAGUGGUGGAAGAAAGCUGAAUGAAAAUAAAGCUUUGACUUCAAAAAAAGCAAGAUUUGAUCCAUAUGGAAAGAAUAAGUUCUCCACUUGCAGAAUUUGUAAAAGUUCUGUGCACCAACCAGGUUCUCAUUACUGCCAGGGCUGUGCCUACAAAAAGGGCAUCUGUGCAAUGUGUGGAAAAAAGGUUUUGGAUACCAAAAACUACAAGCAAACAUCUGUGUAGAUGUAUUGAUGAAGUUACUGGCUUUCUGUGAUU
Urocitellus parryii (Arctic ground squirrel) is the source of this 408-nucleotide messenger RNA. RefSeq names its product cysteine-rich PDZ-binding protein. Gene Ontology annotation, biological process: cytoplasmic microtubule organization. NCBI's taxonomy places the organism in Eukaryota, Metazoa, Chordata, Mammalia, Rodentia, Sciuridae. The record is from RefSeq and is a predicted model, not a curated record. Gene Ontology annotation, molecular function: microtubule binding; PDZ domain binding. Gene Ontology annotation, cellular component: dendrite.